Hypoxylon trugodes is the source of this 1915-nucleotide messenger RNA. Its product is annotated as kinase-like protein. The record is from RefSeq and is a predicted model, not a curated record. Gene Ontology annotation, molecular function: ATP binding; protein serine/threonine kinase activity. The coding region runs from base 209 to 1822 and encodes 537 amino acids. Lineage: Eukaryota; Fungi; Ascomycota; Sordariomycetes; Xylariales; Hypoxylaceae. The transcript is spliced from 7 exons. Gene Ontology annotation, biological process: intracellular signal transduction; peptidyl-serine phosphorylation.
CCCUCUCCCUAUCAUUAUUUUUAUCUUUUUGCGCUUAUUAACUACCUAUCUAUCUUUCCUUGGUCUCUUUUACGUACAAACCGCCCCAUCGCGAAAUCGUCACACGUUCAGCGUCCUUACGCUGCCGAACAACGAUUCGAGAAUUGCCGAAACUGGAAGAUUCCGGACGAAGAAAAAUAGAAUAAAUAGGAUAUCUUAAUAAUUCCCGAUGGGCAAUAGCCAGGGAAAGCCCGUUGACCUCAACGGCGAAGUGAAUCUCAACCACUUUCGAUUGUUACGAGUCGUCGGUCGCGGUGCCUUUGGCAAAGUUCGAAUAGUCGAGAGAAAAGAUACGGGUCUAUCAUUUGCCCUUAAGUAUAUCCGAAAAGAUGAGGUCGUACGGUCCGAGAGCGUCCGCAAUAUUAUACGAGAACGCCGCAUGCUCGAGCAUGUAAACCAUCCAUUUAUCUGUAACUUGCGUUAUAGCUUCCAGGAUAUUGAGUAUAUGUACCUUGUGGUCGACUUGAUGAGCGGUGGCGAUCUACGUUUCCAUAUUUCGAGAAAGACAUUCACUGAAGAUGCUGUACGAUUCUGGAUAGCUGAGUUGGGUUGUGCGCUCAGAUACAUACACGGGCAAGGCAUAAUACACCGAGAUGUAAAGCCCGACAACGUAUUAUUGGAUGCCGAUGGUCACGUUCACUUGACUGAUUUCAACGUCGCGUCAGACGUUAUACCAGGAAAGGUCCUUACGAGUAAAUCGGGCACCCUUGCGUAUCUCGCUCCCGAAGUUUACGCAGGCAAGGGUUACGAUGUCCGGGCGGACUGGUGGUCGUUAGGAGUGCUAUUCUACGAAUGCAUAUACAAUAAGCGGCCUUUUGAGGGUAAUUCGGAAUCCACCCUGACGAAUACUAUCCUCGCUGCGAAUCCUAAAUUCCCUGUCACUCAACCUCCAGUAUCGCUACCGUGCCUCUACGCCAUUGGUUCUGCUUUAAAUCCGAAUCCCGAUAAGCGACUGGGAAGCACUUGGCAAAGCUUCAUCAACGAACCUUUCUUUCAGGCUAUUGAUUUCGCGGCCUUGGAACGAAAAGAGUUGGAACCUGUGUUUAUUCCGUCGGCAGAAAAGACUAACUUCGAUGCUACCUACGAUCUUGAGGAAUUGUUACUAGAAGAGGCACCACUAGAAGCCAGGGCACGGAGGCAGAAACCUAGAGAAAGACUAAAGGAUGACGCAACGGAGAAGGAAAUCCGAGAAGAGGAGUUAUACCGCACUAUCGAGCGAGAUUUCCAACCAUUUGAUUACACUUUGGCAGCCUAUAAGAAGAUCACGGGAAUAGAAGGUGAAGGAACUGGCGAUAAUGAUUCUCCCGCAGGUCCUUCCAACCAGGAACCACAGGCUAUCAGCACAAACGAGGUUAAGCCGGCCCCAACCAACAAUGGAGUCCCCCAGCAAUUAUACCAGCCUUCACCCGUGCAAGAUGGACCCCGGCCAGAUAGGAGUUACUCAAACGCGAGCCGUGGACCAAGGACUGGGCCGCGGGCACCUCCACCUCUGGCAUCAUACCAUCGGGCGUACAAUCAGGGUGCUUCCCAACCAUCUGGGAUACAAGUGAAGUCCCCAACCGGUGGCAUAUCAGUAACACUGGAAGACACCGGAAGCUGGUCGGAUUUGGCUCGCAGAGACACUACGUUGCCGACAGAUGCCAGCGCAGUGAACGACGAUAAGUCCUCUUCCGGUGGUGGCGGUGUCUUUGGACUUUUUGGACGAAAGAAAAGAGGCCACAGUCCGAAGCCGAAGGAGAGAGGUGUAUUAGGUAAAGAAGGAGCACGACAAGUGGUUGGUUGAUGUUGUUUCGGCGUUAGGUAUUAUUACAUACAUUGUGACGGUCUUUUGGGUAUUGGACACCGGCUAGCGAGGCUUUCAUGAGCUUCUCUUUUA